Nicotiana tabacum (common tobacco) is the source of this 597-nucleotide messenger RNA. The record is from RefSeq and is a predicted model, not a curated record. Lineage: Eukaryota; Viridiplantae; Streptophyta; Magnoliopsida; Solanales; Solanaceae.
AUGCCUUUGAUGAGAGAACUCAAACAAAACUUUGGCGAGAAGUUGCAUGGGUUCAUUCAUGAUCUCUUGAUAGAAUUUUGUUCUGAUCUGUCUUCUCCUGUGGUCUGCCCUCUAGAGUUACACGAAAAAUUGAAGGCCAAUAUAGGUGAUCGUUCACCCAGUCCUGAGUUGUAUAGGAGUUUGAUUGGCAAGUUAAAUUUCAUAAAACAUAUUAGGAUAGAUUUGUCAUUUUCUCUGCAGCAUCCUUGUGUUCCUCAUAUGAAAGCUGCCUUGCACCUCUUGAGGUACUUGAAAGGGACUUCUAAUUUACGGUUGUUCUUCAACAGCUCCUCUGAUUUUUCUCUUCAAGUUUAUUGUGACAAUGAUUUGGGUUCUAGUCCUGAUAGUAGACGGUCAGUGACUAGUUUUUGCAUUAUGUUGGGUGGCAGUUUGGUCAGCUGGAAAUCCAAGAAACAACGUGUUGUCUCUCUAUCCUCCGCUGAGGCUGAGUACAAGUCCUUGAGAAAAGCUGUGGCUGAAAUUUCCUGGCUCUCUAGACUUUUAUCUGAUUUUAGGUUUACUAAUCUUUCUUCUAUUCCUGUCUACUGUGAUAACUAG